AUGUCCUUCUUGUUCAACAAGUACAAAAGUGAAGAGCAGUUGGAGAAGAAGGUGAGAACGCUGCAAGAUCUACUAAUUAGAGCUCAUAUGAUUGUGGAGGAGGCCGAGGUGCGAUACAUCACCAACUCAAAGAUGCUGCUUCAGCUCAAGAAGCUUGUGGAGGUCAUGUACCAAGGCUACCUUGUCCUGGACACCCAACAGCCUACACUGGAUAAUUUGGAAUCUGUUCUUUCAAAUAUGAAAGAGUUUGUAUUUCUUCUCCAAGGAUGCGAACUCAUGUUCCGCAGCCCCUAUGACUCGUAUCUUUACAUAGACAACUUCAUGUUUGGUCGUCACGUAGAAAAGCAGCAGAUUAUCAAUAUCUUACUGCAAGAUAAUCCUCCUCCCUUCACUCCCACAGUGCUCCCAGUGAUAGGCGGUGUUAGAGUCGGUAAGAAAACUCUGGUUGCACAUGUGUGCAGCAACGAGAAAAUCAGGUCACAGUUCUCUUCAGUCCUGCACCUGACUGGAGAAAACAUUUGGACAAUGGAGCAUGACGCUGCUCCUGUUAUACCAGCACCAGCAGGGAAGUCUUUGCUCGUGGUUCACUUUGCAUCAGAUGUGGAAGAUGAGGUGUGGCUCAAGUUUUACUCAUCAGCAGCAAAACAAAUGGGCAGAGGAAGCAAGAUCGUAAUUGUCAGUAAGAUUAGGAUGCUAUCGAGGCUCGGAACUGUACAGCCAAUCUAUCUUAACAGCUUGUCGCACCAGGAGUACAGCUACCUCUUCAAGGUUCUUGCGUUUGGAAGCACAAACCCAGAAGAGCACCCUCGGUUAGCAUCAGUAGCACAAGAUCUAGCAGAGGCCCUGAGAGGAUCACUCGUCACGGCGAACCUGUGUGCUCAUUUGCUACGGAAGAAUCAGCAUGUUGGCGCCUGGCUCUGCAUAUUACAAAAGUACAGCAAUGUGGUGGAGAACAACAUGUCAAUUUUCGGUGUGCAUCCGAAGAAUCUAAUGGACAAAGAGCACCCAAUAUAUAUAACCAGCCUCGCACCGUUGUCAUCAUCGCGUAUACUUCGCCUGAUGCCCCCUCAUAGAGAAAUCGAUGCCUCCAAAGGGCGAUUGCCAAAGGUGAUGUUUGGAGAUCUGAUUGUAGGCUCAGCUGUUCUGCCCAAGGAGGAAUUUCAGGUGGUCGUGUGGGAAUCACGGAUACCCCCUUACAAAAGGUUUGUUCAUCUUGCUACAUAUUGUGAUGAUGAGCCGGUGGUCUCUUCUCAGCAUCAUACAGCAUCACCUAGCAGGAAGCGCAGACGGUUAGAUAAAUAA
Miscanthus lutarioriparius is the source of this 1302-nucleotide messenger RNA. The record is from the annotation of a GenBank genome assembly. Lineage: Eukaryota; Viridiplantae; Streptophyta; Magnoliopsida; Poales; Poaceae.